Messenger RNA from Podarcis muralis (Common wall lizard), 5046 nucleotides. NCBI's taxonomy places the organism in Eukaryota, Metazoa, Chordata, Lepidosauria, Squamata, Lacertidae. The record is from RefSeq and is a predicted model, not a curated record.
CAAGGCUGCGGCGACCAGGGCGAGAUCAGGGAGAGGGAUCUCGAGCCUCUCUCCCCACAGAGAUCCCUCCUGAGAUUAGGACCCUCACAUUUAUAACAUUGAAUCUCUCCCGUCUCUGUGAGGCGCCGAGACUGCGGUGGAAGUGGCGGUGUGGGGGGACGUGUGUGUGUGAGAGAGCUCGGAGUUGGCAACGUGAGGCGAGCGCUCGUUUCUGACACGCCGCAAAAUGUAGCCGCGCCGUGAGGGGAGCCAACUUUCGCGCCAACUCCGUCCACUCGGCUUCUGGCGGCGACCCGCCGCCUCUCUCCUUCUCUCGACUUUGGCGCGCUUAAUCGCCCGCGGCAUUUGCUGGCCUCCGCUCUUUUCGGAGGGGCGACCGGCGCCGCCCGCUCGCGCGCCUCCUCCUCCCGCCUUUUCUUCCUCAGUUACUCGGCCUCCUCCUCCUCCUCUCCACUCCGGCGGAGGGAAGGCGGGAGGAGACCCCGAGGCAUCUGGGCUGGGCCCAGGGCACAGUGGGGAGGGCACACGGGGUGCGGAAUGGCAACGGCAGCAGCAGGAGAGAAACCUGUUCCUCGCUCGUUUCUGAGGGGAGCCGCGCACGUCUUUUUGACGCCGCGCGGCGAGGGCGGCGAGAGGCUUCCUUUCUGCGGGUGACUCAGCUCCCUCACAAAAUGAAGGAGGUUUUCUGGGAAGGAACGUGCGGCGCGCGAGAGCGGGGAACGGGAGAGCCGCUUUGGAAAGAGAGACAGCGGCGGGCUGGAGGCUCCCGCCGCCGCCGCUAUGUCUGACUCAGACAUGAUUCCGCGCUUCCUCUGAGGCGAGAGGGGGCUCCCCUCCUUUUGGCGCGCGACUGGCGCGGCGGCAACAGCUGCGGGCGCUCGAGCUCGCUCGCGCCCUCGCUGGUUGGCCGGCGAGCCUCCCAAGCCCCGCCUCCGUGGACCCCGCCGGAGACCCUGGGUUUGUCAGAUCUGCAGCAUCAGCGAGAAAAGAGGCGACUUGGCGCAGACUCAGUGCGCAUCGCCGCAGUCCCGAAACUUGCAAUGCGCUUAACGCGGGAGAACAAGCGCAAUUGGAACAUGCCCUGGAACUGGGCUUGCAAGAAGGCUGGCUGGCUGGCUAGCUGGCGACGCGAGUUCCCUCGAAAUCGAUGGCGAUCCGGGAUCGGUUCUUGCUUCGGCCAGGCGCGCUGCUUGGUGCACACUGCGGUCUCAUGGGCGGGGAACGCGCUCCGUCCCUGUCCAAAGGAACAGAGUCUCCCUUUCCAACUGCAGCCUCGCUCGCAUUGCAACGGUUUUCUCUCUCUCUGUCUCUGCUCUCCACCCCGCCGCCGGCUCUCUCGUCUGCUCUUUCCUACAGCCUCGUCAGCUUCCGCAUCCUUUCUUCGGCCGACUGCCUCCCCUGCACACGAUCUCCCCAGCGUUUGCAGGCUCGCCCCCCAUCCUUUCAAGUAUUCCCACUACCCGCCUCUCCUAGUCUUUCAGCGUACUGUAUCCCCCUUUUUGCAGACUAUUUCCAGGAAACCUCUCCACUCUCCCUCCCUGCCUCCAGUCUUCCCCAGAACGCUUCCCACAAUUCCUCUCUUGCAGUGCAUCCACCUCUCUCUCCUCCUCCCCUUGGCAAAUAUCUGUUUCGCACACAUUCAUAUUCUCUCUCUCUCUCUCUCUCUCUCUCUCUCUCUCUCUCUCCUCUCCUUGUCCCCAAUUCUCUUCUCUGGGACCGCUCUUCGCAUGCUGUCCCUCUCUCUUUCUCUCCGUCCGCUCUGCAAUGCCUUCCUUGCGCAGGAGCGCAGCAAGCUCCUUCUCGCGGGGUUGUUGACGCAUCUGUCGGAGAGCGCCAGGGACGGCGGGCCACCCGCUCCUCUCCUUCCUCUGCCAGGCAAGAUUGCGGGAAGGCGGCGUGGGAAACGGGCACCGCGGAGGCGCUGCUUUUGCGCCACGUGCCUGGGCUUAAGUAUCGCGGGAGGAGGGGGAAAGGAGAGGCAGGAGACCCGGGUACGCGCGAUCUCUCUCCGGAUCGUGCGGCGAUCGCCUCCCUGUUGAGUUGGGAAAGGCUCUCCGCGCUCAUUGCAGUGCUCCGUGUGAGCCCCCGUUUCUUGGGCGCUUUAGGAAUCCAAACGGGGGAGCGCAGAGAAUAGCGACUAUCUCGCAUGCCCAAGAAUAUCAAUGGGGCUCGCUGAGGCCCCCAGAUUUUACGCUAAAUGCGGGAUUCCCACGGCGAGGUGAUGGGUCUCAUGUUCAUGUGUCCUCGUCUCUUCCUUUCCUUUAACUUCCUGGCAACCCUCGGCAAUGUUUCCUCAUCGGGUAGUUCCUGAGUUUUGCAGCCGACAUACCUUUCCAUCAGAGAUGGUGGAAAUGGUAGGCUGAUUUAUUUACGGUGCCAGGCCUCUGCAUGUCUACUCAGAGGUAAGCCCCGGUGCAGUCAAUGGUAUAUACUCCCAAGUAAGCGUGCAAGGUAAGCAACCUAACUGAUGCGAUUUCCCAUCUUCUCCUCCUACACUAGAUGGAGCGAGACGUCUCCAUAAGAGUCCCCAAGGUUUUUUUUUUUUAAUAUAUAUACUAUAGUCAUAUUAGGCUCUAAAAUUUGAGAAGGAAAAACAGAUCCGGGGAAAUACGCGCGCGCACACACACAUCCUUACACCUGCAAAGAUGUCGAGGUUUGGGGCUUUUUUUCCGGCGAGGGGAGGGAGGGUGAGGGGGACAUUUUUAAAGCCACCAUUCCCGCGGCCACAUACACAGGUAGAUCAGAUUCUCCAAACAGGAUUUCGGAAGGGGUCACGUGGAUUACGAUGAUACUGUAAGGAAAAGGUUAAAUGCAGUGUGAACACGAUAGUCGAUCAUUUGCUUGUGUGUGUGUGUUUGUGUGUGUGUGUGUGUUGCGGGGUGGUGGAAAGAAGUAGCGAAUAGUUUAAGCGGUUUGACGGCAUGGAGAAAUGUAACUCGACAACUCCACCAAGGGACAAACGCGGGAAAUGACACCAGAAGCAGCACCAAAUCUGAUGACCUUUUCAUCCGUUAAAAGCAUCCUGCUGGGUUUUUGCGCUUGUGUGGCUUGAUCGCCCUGGCUGCUCUCUCUCUCUGAGACUGUUCAUCCCCCCCCCCCCCGCAAAAAAACCCCUCCACUUUAAGUUUUAGACGAAAUAGAUUAACCGCUGUGUAAUUACAGCAAAGGGCUUAGGAGAAGUCUGCCCUCCAUUCAGACACACAGAAUUCAUUGGAACAAGGCUUGAUAUACAGUCACAAUUAUUAAGGCAAGGUGGGGAGAAGUAUUCAUCCCAUAGCGGUACAGUGGUACCUCUAGUUACGAACUUAAUUCAUUCCAGAGCUCCGUUCUUAACCUGAAACUGUUCUUAACUAGGGGCGUGCUUUCGCUAAUGGGGCCACCGACACAUUACUUCAUCUGAAGAGGCUAAAUAAGGAAACGACAGACUUCCUUUUAAUCACUAAGAGCCUCUCACUUUGGUGGUGAUUCGGCUGAGUUUGAGCAGAGCAAGUCAGCUUAAAAUUUGAAGGAUAUUCUUAGAGCCUCUUUUCAGUGCCCAGAAUUUGUGAAGUAGGAAAGUGCACAUUUCCCCCUUCCUGUUGCAUAAGAUGGUCCCACACAAUUGGUACAAGGGCUUUCUUCACAUAAUAGGGUGUGAUUUGUAGGUCGGGUUCAGCCCAGAAAUGAAUUUAUACCUUCCUUUCAAAAAUGUUGCCCCCCCCCCACUCUGUAAAACUAAUGCUGUUGUACUUUAAGCAAUAUACAGAAAGAAAUGCCCCCGUACUGAAUUCCAUGCUAAAAAGUGUCUUCAUAUUCUCUGUUUUUGUGUGGCAGGCUCCUGCUUUAAGUAAUAAUACAGCAGAUCAAAGAAAAAAAGUGAAACAGCCCAAUUUAGAAAGCAGAGGCCUUGUUUAAAAUUAGAUAGGUUUUCCUCCUCAAGCUUUUUUUUUAAAGAUGAAUAAAUUGAUUGAUAAAUAAAUAAAAGUUGCUGCUUGAUUGUCAGAACUGAGUAUCACAGUUAGACUAUGUACAUGGUUAAUUAAGGUUUUACAUCUGUAGGGCAACAUUUGAACUUGUCUCAUUAAAAGGAAUAAAGUGGAUGUUGCAUCCACAGAUGAUCUGAUUGCCCUUUCGAAUUCUUCAGUUGAUGGAGAGUUCUCAGGCACCCAGAGCAAAACGAAAGACAUGGGCAUAUAGAUCUGAGGCUGGCAUCCUGUAGUGCACACACUUGGGAAUAAGUUCAACUGAACACACACAGCGUUUAUAAGACUAAGCUGUGCAUUAUUCUCAGCAGCCUUGUGAGAAUUUCUGUUGCAAUAUUUUGCAAACAAAAAUAUUUUGGGUCUGUGCAAAUUUGAAGAUUUUUUCCCUUCAGGAUAAAUGCACCCUAUUGUUAUAUUAAUCACAUAUCUAAAAUGUGGGGCAAACAGCUUUUAAUCAGCAAGUUACAUUUCUGAAAAGGGAUAGUUCUGACAGCAGCUAUGUACAUCCAGGAUCUGGGUAAUCACCAAAUAAUAACCUAACACAGACAGCGUGUCUAUCUGUUAAACGGUUCAGAGAAACUCUUAAGAUGCCAAACCUCCAUUUCUGUUGAAACGUUGUCAUACCAAAGUGUUAAAUAAGCUUAUGAUUUCCUAAGGAAAGCCAUAAACCCACCUAAUGGUUUGCUUUGUAGACCCCUCUUUCAGUAUUAAUUUUAAAAGAUGCAUCCUCCAAUCCUGUUUUGUGUACAGGAAUUACUUUCCAGAAACGUGGUCCAGGAUCGAAGAGUUCUAUUUCUGUACAGUGCAUGGUGGCUUAGUCACUUCAGUAAUAACAGUAUGCUGAGAACUUGUGCCCCACCCCAUCCCCAAAUGCCUGCUUGCUGUCACAUCUUUCCCUUCAACACUUAUUCCGUCUCAUUUCUUUCUAUAUACCUUAUUGAGUGAACCCCUUACUUUGUAUUUCCAACAGACACAAAGCCUAAACUCCAUAGGACAUAUAUUCUUUUCUGUACCUCCCCAUCCUUCUCCUCUUUCUUCCUCCUCUCAGUUGCCUGUACUGUUAUAAUUAAACCAGAUUUCCUCA